UUGAGUGAGUGACUCCAAACACAUCCAAGUGGCAACCGCAUCCCCUAACUUUCCGACACAUCUCCCAAGUCUUUACUUCUCUCCUCCACCGUUUCGCCACCGUCCCCUGACAAUAAUGUCUCUUUCUCUCUCCGCUGCAUCUCACUCACUCUCCUCUCCAACCAGAAUCUCUCUUUCUCCCGCCACCACCGUCUCCUCGUUCUCUUCUUCUUCGCCUCCUCUCGUUUCUUUCUCUUCCUCACAUUCUCUCUCUUCUCUCCGGAGCGUCGCUUCCUCCUCUCUGUUCCCUCAUUCCCCAUCCCUCCUUCGGAGAAAACAUCCGUACAGAGCUUCUUGUAACACGGUUGUACUUCCCACGUGUGCUGCUGCAUCUGACGCAGCUCAACUGAAAAGUGCUAAAGAAGACAUCAAAGUCCUUCUUCGUACAAAGUUUUGUCAUCCCAUUCUCGUUAGGUUGGGAUGGCACGAUGCUGGAACGUAUAACAAGAACAUCGAGGCAUGGCCACAGAGAGGUGGAGCUAAUGGAAGUCUUAGGUUCGAGCCUGAGCUUAAGCAUGCCGCAAAUGCUGGUCUUAUUAAUGCUUUAAAGCUCAUUGAACCAAUCAAAGAAAAGUACUCUAACAUCUCUUACGCCGACUUGUUCCAGUUAGCUAGUGCCACUGCUGUUGAGGAGGCUGGUGGUCCUGAAAUACCGAUGAAGUAUGGGAGAGUUGAUGCGUCAGCGCCUGAUCAGUGUCCAGAAGAAGGAAGACUCCCUGAUGCUGGACCACCUUCACCAGCUGAUCAUUUGAGAGAUGUGUUCUACAGAAUGGGACUAACUGAUAAGGAAAUAGUUGCUUUGUCUGGUGCACACACCCUAGGUCGAUCCAGACCAGACCGUAGCGGCUGGGGCAAACCUGAGACAAAGUACACGAAAGCUGGACCUGGAGAGCCUGGAGGACAGUCAUGGACAGUGAAAUGGCUCAAGUUUGACAAUUCCUACUUCAAGGAUAUCAAAGAAAAGAGGGACGAAGAUCUUCUGGUUUUACCCACUGACGCAGCUCUAUUUGAAGAUCCUUCCUUCAAGAACUAUGCAGAGAAAUAUGCUGAAGAUCCAGCUGCAUUCUUCAAAGACUACGCUGAAGCUCAUGCCAAACUCAGCAAUCUUGGUGCAAAGUUUGAUCCUCCUGAGGGGAUCAUCAUUGACAAUGGCUCUGCACAAGGAGAGAAGUUCGUAGCUGCUAAAUACUCCACUCAAAAGAAAGAGCUCUCUGAUUCGAUGAAGAAGAAGAUAAGAGCAGAGUAUGAAGCAAUUGGAGGAAGUCCAGAUAAACCAUUACCCACUAACUACUUCCUCAACAUCAUAAUUGCCAUCAGUGUUUUUGUCCUCUUGUUCACUUUCUUGGGUAAUAACAACUCCUCUGAUUACUCUGGUUUCUAGUUGUAAAACAUUGGUUUACAACAUCAUCAAUUCAUAACUAUGCAAUGGUCAUAUAAUCUUUGGAAACGAACACAUCAUUGUAAUAAUUUUGUGAGAGACUAGAGACAACUACAAAGCAUAGCUCUCUUUGAUUAGGCUACGGUUGUGCUUCUUUCUACAAGUAAGUAAGAUUAUUGUUUUGUUUAAUUAA
Messenger RNA from Eruca vesicaria subsp. sativa (arugula), 1610 nucleotides. Lineage: Eukaryota; Viridiplantae; Streptophyta; Magnoliopsida; Brassicales; Brassicaceae. The record is from the annotation of a GenBank genome assembly.